UGUAAUACAGUAAUGCGUUUUGAGUACAAGUAGCAGAGCACAGGGUUGUGUCAAUUUCGCAUAUUAAAUACACCCAUUUAUUGCUCUGCUACAAAGAUAUGCGGGGACCAGUGCGUUGGGUAUUAUGGGAUGUGAAGGACACGCUGUUAAAGGUCCGUCGCUCUGUUGGGGAGCAGUACUCUGCCGAGGCGGAAAGAGUCGGGCUGAAACUGCCAGCGGCAGAUGUAGAAACCGCAUUCAGACAGGCUUACAGACAGCGAUCGCAACUCUUUCCUAACUACGGCAGAGCUCAGGGAAUGGGCAGCCAGAGGUGGUGGACUGGACUAGUGAAGGACACUUUUGUCCAGUGUGGGGUCAAUGACUCUGCUGUGUUGGAUAGACUGGCCAGCAACCUCUAUCACAAUUUCUGCGGAGCAGAAAACUGGGAGGUAUUUUCUGAUUCCAAUGGCACCCUGAAGAUCUGCGGCACCCUGGGAUUAAAACAAGGAGUUGUCUCUAACUUUGACAAGCGUUUGGAAAACAUCCUGAAGGAAUGUGGUCUCCUCACUCACUUCUCAUUUCUUCUGACAUCAGAGGAAGCUGGGGUGGCUAAACCUGACCCUGACAUUUUCAGCCAGGCCCUGGUGCGGUGUGGCGUGCCAGCCUCCAGUGUAGCUCAUGUGGGGGACCAUUAUGUGAAUGACUACCUGACCUCACGCUCACUGGGUAUUCAAGGUUUUCUGCUCGACAGACAAAAUAGUCUUGGACACCUUGAUAUUCCCCCUCAUCAUAGAUUACACAGCCUAGAAGAAUUACCAGCUCGACUACAACAAGAAAUCAACUGAGAAUUCUCAAAUUUUAAAAUCAUAAGACUAAUGAAUGUGUCGUAUCAUUGUGGGCCAUUAAUCAAACAUUAUUUGGACCCGAAUUUGCUUGUUUUGCUAUUAUAAUAAUAGUAGAUUAAGAUAUAGGCUAUUCCAUGCAAAUGUCAACCAUAAAAUGAACAAAUCUUUAUACCAACGGUUUUCACCAUACUGAUAGGUUAGAUGUGAAGUCUCUCUUACUUUUUAAACCAUUAUUGUGUUUCUUUUAAAGUUUUUUAUUUUUAUGGUCAGGUAAGUGAAUCAUCACAUCCAUAACAGUCCAAAUUCAUCAUACAUGGGCACAUGAAAAUAAAAAAAAUGUGUUACUGUUUUAUGAACACC
Molecule: messenger RNA, 1184 nt
Organism: Triplophysa rosa
Lineage: Eukaryota; Metazoa; Chordata; Actinopteri; Cypriniformes; Nemacheilidae
Gene: hdhd3
Product: haloacid dehalogenase-like hydrolase domain containing 3
Exons: 2
Coding region: 99-824 (241 amino acids)
Source: RefSeq, a predicted model, not a curated record